This is a messenger RNA of Cooperia oncophora, 255 nucleotides long. NCBI's taxonomy places the organism in Eukaryota, Metazoa, Nematoda, Chromadorea, Rhabditida, Trichostrongylidae. The record is from the annotation of a GenBank genome assembly.
AUGUACGAUUUGCCGUUUUGGUUCCGCUCAUCCCGUAUGAAACGGGUGUUUGUGAGAGUUCAGGCGUGGAAACCGAUUAUCGUGAUAGUGAUGCUUCUUGGCUAUGAAGCUAUUUCAGAACUAUAUAAAAGUGUGUGUGUUGUUGUUGCUUGUGAUAUCAAUAGGACAAUGCAAACAUUCCCGGUGGCAUCCGUUUAUCGCGUCACCAUGGCAAGCUCGAUACUCGACAUUUUCCCAGGCAAGGGUUUUUACUAG